This is a messenger RNA of Microthlaspi erraticum, 954 nucleotides long. The record is from the annotation of a GenBank genome assembly. NCBI's taxonomy places the organism in Eukaryota, Viridiplantae, Streptophyta, Magnoliopsida, Brassicales, Brassicaceae.
AUGGGAUUGAUUGUUUAUUGGUAUGGCUUCAUCUGUUUCGGUAUUGUCUUGUCUGCAAUGGUUGUGUCCUUGUGGUUUCUAUUGCGCAGAGAAAGAGGCAGCAUAGACAUUGAAUAUACUACGGCGUACAAUAGCUUGUUACUCUCUAGAUCAGAGACCCUUGGUCCGGCUCGGUUAUGGACCAGCUGCUGGAGAAGGUUACAUCCUGGCUGGCUUCUCUUCACUCGUUCCAUCUCUUUUCUAUGCAUGGCUGCUUUGUUGGCUUGGGACGUCUUGACGUGGGAUGCAAGCAUCUUCGUCUAUUACACGGAAUGGACCUUCAUGCUAGUGAUGAUCUACUUUGCGAUGGGGAUUGUAGCUUCGGUAUAUGGAUGCUGGGAAUACUCCAUGGAGUCAAAUUUGGAAACUUGUGAGUCUGAGGCUAGAGACAAGAACAGAGAUGAAUUCAGGCAACGAUUUAGGGUUUAUGGUUGUUUCAUGUUGACAAUUUUCCAGACAAGCGCAGGGGCUGUGGUGCUCACGGACGUUGUGUUCUGGCUCGUAAUAGUUCCUUUUCUAUCGAAUAGCCACCUCGGAUUAAACACGAACGAGCAGUUGAUGAUUUGCAUGCACACGGCGAAUGGAGGGUUUCUCCUGCUCGAAACAGUCCUCAAUAGCCUUUCGUUCCCUUGGUUUCGAAUAGGAUAUUUUGUUCUGUGGACUUGUCUCUACGUUGUCUUCCAAUGGAUCAUUCACGCUUGUGGCUUAUUAACUUGGUGGCCAUAUCCGUUUCUAGAGCUCGAUAAGCCAUGUGCUCCACUAUGGUACUUAGGCAUUGCAAUUGUUCAUAUCCCUUGCUAUGGAGCUUAUGCUGCGAUUGUAAAAGCCAAGAACUCAUGCUUUCCCAAUCUAUUCCCAUAUGCUUUUUGUCAAACACUAAUCAAAAAUUCAAACAUGGAAGUCUCUGUAACAUGA